ACUUUAACUAGAGUCAACAGGAAGGAAUUGAAUUUCGCGUGCUACAUCUAAAUUCGAGAUUUCAAAGCUUUAAGUACUACUGCUUUAAAACUGUUUAAGUGGCAGCUACGGCUACAUAAAAAUGACGACUGUCCUGCCUCGGAUCGAGCAACUGUCUGCAAGGGUGGUCCGAAUCCUAGGCUGCAAUCCAGGACCUUUUACUCUGCAAGGAACAAACACCUACUUGGUGGGGACUGGCAAAAGGCGUGUUCUCAUUGACACUGGAGAGCCAUCAAUCCCUGAAUACAUCGGGUGUUUAAAGCAAGCCUUGAAGCAGUUUAACACCUCAAUACAGGAGAUCAUUGUAACACACUGGCAUCUAGAUCAUGUUGGUGGAAUCACUGACAUCUGCAGGGACAUCUUCUGUGAUUCCAGUAUGCGAGUCAGUAAACUUCCCCGUGUGCCUUACCUUGAAGAGAUCAUAGGAAGUGGAGAGAGGAAGUAUACAUAUCUGAAAGAUGGUGACGUAAUUGAAACUGAAGGAGCCACUCUUAGGAUCCUUUUUACACCUGGCCACACAGAUGACCACUUAGCAUUACUUCUUGAAGAAGAAAAUGCAGUUUUCUCUGGAGACUGUAUACUUGGGGAAGGGACAGCGGUGUUUGAAGACCUUUAUGAUUACAUGAAAUCUCUGGAAAUUCUCUUAGAUUGUAAAGCUGACUUGAUCUAUCCAGGCCAUGGACCAAUUGUAGUGAAUGCCGGGCAGAAAAUUAAGGAAUAUAUCGCUCAUAGGAACCUUCGUGAACAGCAGAUUCUGAGUGUUUUACAAAAAAAUAAUAAGGGCUUCUCUUCAAUGGAACUUGUAAAAAUUAUUUACAAGGAAACUCCUGAACAUCUUCACAAAGCAGCAGAAAAUAAUGUUUUACAUCAUUUAACAAAACUGGAAAAGGAAGGAAAACUGAGAAAAGAAACCAUUCCUUGUGUGACUUGGAAGAGCUUUCUGUGAUCGCAGUCUUGGCCUCAUUUUUAACAGUUUCAGACUCAAAUGGCUAAAUAGUCAUUAUGCUCUUUAUGUUUAUUCUCAGGUCAGAGUUUUAUUUUGCUACAUGAACUGUUAAUAGAAUCACACAAACACUUGUACUGAAGAUGCUAUAUUAUAAAUGAAAUAUAUAUUACAUGCACUAGGAGUUUUCAAAUAUCUGUUAUUCUGCCUUCAAACUAUGUCAAAUAUGUUUUCUUGUAAUAAUAAUAAUAAUAAUUCAUUACAUCUUGUGUAGUUUUCAUAAUUUCAAUGUAAUUUAUCAUAACAUCACUUAAACUUGCAGUACUGGUAAAAUUACCAGUACCUCUAAAGAUUCAUUUAUUGACUGUGGUAAAUUGAAAUGAAAUACUGGACUUGUGAUUUAUUGUCUUCUAGUAAGGAUUAUUUUCUUACAUUACACUUCAUCCUUAUCCAAUGUUGACUAGAAGGUAACUGCAAAAUGUAGUAUAUAUAUAUAUUGUUAUGUUCAGUGAAUAAUAGUAGAUGACUUGCAAAUGGAUUAAUUCUAUAUACUUGAGCAGUCCUCACCUAAUAAAAUGACAUUAAAAAAUAAA
This is a messenger RNA of Erpetoichthys calabaricus (reedfish), 1575 nucleotides long. It is a transcript of the gene lactb2, whose product is annotated as lactamase, beta 2. Lineage: Eukaryota; Metazoa; Chordata; Cladistia; Polypteriformes; Polypteridae. Bases 122 to 985 code for a protein of 287 amino acids. The transcript is spliced from 7 exons. Gene Ontology annotation, molecular function: RNA endonuclease activity; single-stranded RNA binding. The record is from RefSeq and is a predicted model, not a curated record. Gene Ontology annotation, cellular component: mitochondrial matrix.